AUGGCAGAAAAACUUGUGGACAGCAAGGAGGCGGCGGUGGGAACAACUCCUACCGUCGAGGCAGGAGAAACCUUUGACGCCGACGAGUUAAAGUAUGGUGGUACCAAACGUGGCUUGACAUCUCGCCAUGUUCAGCUUAUGGCCAUCGGUGGAAGUAUUGGUACGGGUCUCUUUGUGGGUAUCGGAGGCGCGCUCUCUGAAGGAGGACCACUAUCCAUUUUCCUGGCAUUCAUCAUCUAUCCGCUUCUUUUUGCGGUUCCCACCACGAUUUGUGUCGGCGAACUUUGCACUAUACUGCCAAUGCGUCGAGGCAUCUUCGAAAUGGCGAAUCGAUAUGUGGAUCCAGCGUUUGGUUUCGCAUUUGGAUGGGCGUAUUUCUAUGCCGCCGUCGUCCUGGUCUGCACAGAGGCAUCGGCCGUGGUUUCCGUCAUGGGAUAUUGGAAUAUCAAUGUGAACGGGGCAGUAUGGGUUUUGAUGGCUAUGGUCAUUAUCAUUGCCAUCAACGUAUUUGCCGUGAAAUACUACGGAGAAGCCGAGUUCGUCUUCUCCAUUUUGAAAGUAUUGCUCGUUAUCGGGCUGGCUCUCCUCACUUUCAUCACAAUGGUGGGCGGCAACCCGAAACACGACGCCUAUGGCUUUCGAAAUUGGAAACAUGGUAACGCUAUGCACGAGUACUAUACAACCGGAGCAACAGGGCGGUUCUUGGGUUUCUUCGUCGCCAUGAGGUAUGCCGCUUUUUCUCUUGGAGGCCCCGAUAUGAUCGCAUUUGCCGCCGGUGAAAUUGUCAACCCGCGAAAGUCAAUUCCACGAAUGGCCCGACUGGUUUGGAUUCGAGUAGCUGGAUUCUACCUUCUGGGAGUGCUCUCGGUCGGAAUUAUUUGCUCAAGCAGAGAUCCACAUCUCCUCAAAGCCCUCUCGCAGGGAUCUACCGGUUCAGCUGCUUCUCCUUUCGUGAUCGGUAUCCGGAAUUUGGGCAUCAAAGGCCUGGACAGUCUGGUCAAUUUCGUGAUUCUCACUUCAGGGUGGAGUUGCGGGAACGCAUACUUCUAUACUUCGACAAGAUCGUUGUAUCAGCUCUCGAUCGAUGGUCAGGCGCCCAAGAUCUUCCGCAAAUGCACGAAAAAAGGAGUACCAAUCUAUGCGGUGAUCGCGGUAUCAUUGUUAUCCUGCUUAACCUUUAUGGUUGCCAGCAACAGUUCGGCUACUGUCUUCAACUGGUUCGUGGGACUAUCGACCUGUGCAACGCUUAUCAACUACACGAUGAUGUUGACGAUCUGGGUCGGAUUCUACAAAUCCCUUCAAGCCCAAGGUAUCAGCCGGGAUUCUCUUCCGUGGAAAGCGCCGUUCAUGCCAUACCACGCCUAUAUUGGUAUUGGCACUGGCCUCACCCUCAUCCUAUUUCUAGGAUUCGACUAUUUCGUUCCCUGGGACACAGAAGGGUUCAUAACGACCUAUUUUGGAAUUCCUUACGUCAUGGUGCUGUAUGGCUUAUGGAAGAUCAUGAAAAGGACGAAGCACGCCAAAUGGUCAGAGGUUGACAUCUUCGCGGGUAAGGAACAAAUCGACAGGGAGUGCGAGUAUUGGGAGAACGCCACCGCAAAGGCCGACGAAGAGAAGCAGCAAAACGUCUUCCAGCGUACCUGGGGGAAACUGUGGGACUCUGCGGUAAUCUGA
Molecule: messenger RNA, 1674 nt
Organism: Capronia coronata CBS 617.96
Lineage: Eukaryota; Fungi; Ascomycota; Eurotiomycetes; Chaetothyriales; Herpotrichiellaceae
Exons: 2
Coding region: 1-1674 (557 amino acids)
Biological process (GO): amino acid transmembrane transport
Cellular component (GO): membrane
Molecular function (GO): amino acid transmembrane transporter activity
Source: RefSeq, a predicted model, not a curated record